AUGGCAGCUCAAAGUUCACAAUUUCAAGAGGAGACUAGAAGUAAUCUGAGAAACACUGGUGCUUCAAUAAAAAAUCUGGAAGUGCAAAUGAGUCAGAUUGCUCAACAACUUGCGGGUUCGCAAACACCAGGUGCAUUAUCGAGUGUUACAGUUACAAAUACAAGAGAGCAUAAUAAUGUGAGUGCGGUAACCACAAGGAGUGGUAAGGCAAAAGAAGUCCCUGAAAAAGAUGAUGAACAAGAAGACCAAUUGCUUGAAGUUGAUUUGGAGAUAAAAGAAAAUGAGGUUGUUAGUGAAGAGGUGACGGUACCUAAACCGGUGGUUAAAGAAAAAGGUAUGAAGAUCCCGGUAAAGAAAAAAGAUCGAGGCUCGGUAACUAUCCCUUGCACCAUCGGGGAUAGAUCUUUCAAGAAGGCCCUUAUAGACUUGGGGGCAAGUGUGAGCCUCAUGCCUUUAUCCAUCUACAAGCGGUUGGGGAUUGGAAGAAUGCAGGAUACCUGA
This is a messenger RNA of Lathyrus oleraceus (garden pea), 501 nucleotides long. RefSeq lists its product as uncharacterized. Bases 1 to 501 code for a protein of 166 amino acids. The transcript is spliced from 2 exons. NCBI's taxonomy places the organism in Eukaryota, Viridiplantae, Streptophyta, Magnoliopsida, Fabales, Fabaceae. The record is from RefSeq and is a predicted model, not a curated record.